CCUCUGUGUUGACAGUGAGGUGGUAUCAACAACAACGAAGCUUUUCUCCUCCUCCUCCUCCUUCUCUCUCCCUCAAAUUCGAUCCAUACCCAAUUCGAUCGCGUCUUAAUCGUCAUCGUCAAUCAUUCGUUGUAAUUCUAUCGAUUACUAUCUCCUCACUCUGCCUCUUCCUCAUCUCCAUGAUCGUUAGGGUUUAGCCAGAAGUUCGACGCCCAUCGCCGAUUCCCAGCGGGCUGGACUCGCGAUUCUAAUCUUCCGAACUGGGGGCGAAUCAGUCGCAGCCUCACCGAGCUGCAUCGGCGCAAGCCGGCGCGGGUCUCUGGUUCUUCCUCCGACGCAACGAUGCCCCCAAGUACCAAACUCUAGCAUACCUCCCCCAGUUCGACUCCGCGCGCCGACUGGCCCCCGACCGCCGUGCCCCCGCCCCCGCCCCCGCCCCCGCCCCAGUCCCCAUGGACUCCUCGAAUUACGGUGCCUCCGCCACCCCAGUCGAAGAGCCGGAGUAUCUCGCCAGGUACAUGGUGGUCAAGCACUCGUGGCGCGGCCGCUACAAGCGGAUUCUCUGCAUAUCCAGCGCCGCGAUCGUCACGCUGGAUCCCAACACUCUCUUGGUGACUAAUUUUUAUGAUGUGGGGAGCGAUUACGAGGGCGCGUUGCCAGUGCUUGGCAGGGACGAGAACUCGAACGAGUUCAGUUUGAGCGUGCGGACCGAGGGCAAGGGGAAAUUCAAGGGGGUGAAGUUUUCCUCCCGGUAUCGUGCGAGUAUACUGACGGAAUUGCACAGGAUCAGGUGGAGUAGGAUUGGAGCGGUUGCGGAGUUCCCAGUUUUGCAUUUGCGGCGAAGAAACGGGGAAUGGGUUCCCUUCAAAUUAAAAGUAACAUAUGUUGGGGUUGAGCUCAUUGACUUGAAGUCCGGAGAUCUUCGGUGGUGCUUGGAUUUUAGAGACAUGGGUUCUCCUGCAAUUAUUCUCCUCUCUGAUGUUUAUGGGAAGAAAAAUGGUGGACUUGGCGGAUUUAUUCUUUGUCCAUUAUAUGGAAGGAAGUCUAAGGCUUUCCAAGCAGCUUCAGGAACUACAGACACUGCUAUCAUCUCAAGUGUGACGAAAACGGCGAAAUCCAUGGUCGGGUUAUCUUUGUCCGUGGAAAGUUCUCAAUCUCCUACUGUAGCAGAGUAUAUCAAGCAACGAAGAAAAGAGUCUGUUGGAGCGGAAGAAACCCCUCUUGGGGGUUGGUUGGUGAUGAGGUUGCGCACUGCCGCACGUGGAACUGUAAAUUUUCCAGGACAGGGUUUCAGUGUUGGUCCUAAAGGAGGUAUUGGAGAACAUGGUGAUUCUGUAUCUCGUCAACUUAUACUUACAAAGAUUUCUAUUGUCGAGAGGCGCCCUGAUAAUUAUGAAGCUGUUAUUGUUAGGCCAUUAUCUGCAGUAAGCUCUCUUGUUCGAUUUGCGGAAGAGCCCCAGAUCUUUGCAAUUGAAUUUAAUGAUGGAUGCCCUGUACAUGUUUAUGCCAGCACAUCUCGUGAUAGUUUACUUGCUGCCGUUCGUGAUGUCCUGCAAACUGAACGUCAGUGUGCCGUGCCCGUGCUACCAAGGCUGACGAUGCCUGGUCACCGUCUUGAUCCGCCUUGUGGAAGGGUGCACAUGUCAUUGCGGCAAUCUCUAACUGGACAGCAGCGUUAUAUUGCUGAUAUGGAAAGCGUGUCAAUGCACUUAAAACACUUAGCAGCAGCUGCCAAAGAUGCUGUGGCAGAAGCUGGUUCCAUUCCUGGUUCAAGAGCUAAGCUGUGGCGCAGAAUUAGAGAGUUCAAUGCAUGUAUACCAUAUGGUGGUGUGCCUUCUACCAUAGAAGUACCUGAAGUUACUUUGAUGGCCUUAAUAACUAUGCUUCCAGCAACUCCCAAUCUUCCUCCCGAGUCCCCUCCUCUUCCAUCGCCUUCUCCUAAAGCAGCUGCAACAGUUGUUGGCUUUGUUGCAUGUUUGCGUCGAAUACUGGCUUCAAGGAAUGCAGCUUCACAUGUGAUGUCCUUUCCUGCUGCUGUAGGGAGAAUAAUGGGUUUGCUUCGAAAUGGGUCAGAGGGUAUUGCUGCUGAAGCUGCAGGGCUUGUUGCUGGACUUAUUGGUGGUGGUCCUGGAGAUUCAAAUACAAUAACAGAUUCUAAGGGAGAGCAGCAUGCCACAAUUAUGCACACUAAGUCAGUGUUGUUUGCAAAUCACGAUUAUGUCAUUAUUCUUGCUAACAGACUUAAGCCUAUGUCAGUAUCGCCCUUAUUGUCCAUGGCAGUUGUUGAAAUUUUAGAGGCCAUGAUAUGCGAGCCUCACAGUGAAACUACUCAAUACACAGUUUUUGUUGAGUUGUUACGUCAGGUUGCUGGUUUACGUCGGCGGUUAUUUGCCUUGUUUGGGCACCCUGCUGAAAGCAUCAGGGAAACUGUCGCUGUAAUAAUGCGAACAAUUGCAGAAGAAGAUGCCAUUGCCGCUGAGUCCAUGCGGGAUGCUGCUCUCCGUGAUGGUGCUUUACUGAGGCAUCUGUUGCAUGCUUUUUUUCUUCCUGCUGGGGAACGCCGCGAAGUUAGUCGGCAGCUUGUUGCUCUUUGGGCGGAUUCAUAUCAACCAGCUCUUGAUUUGUUAUCUAGAGUUUUGCCUCCAGGACUGGUUGCGUAUUUGCAUACAAGAACUGGGGGAUCUCUCUCAGAAGAUGCAAACCAGGAAGUAGUAUCUGUCUUGAGUAGAAGGCGCAGACGACUUCUUCAGCAGAGGAAAGGUCAUGUUGGAAACAGAUUGCAAGAACAUCCCCAACCAUCGACUAAUAAUUUUGAAGGAGGCGAUAGGUUGAGGCAGACUAACGCUGGUGGUUUUGGAGGGGCCGAUAGCUAUCAACGAUCUGCUCUUGAUCCUGCUUUUGGACAGGCUUCUGGCACUUAUCCCUCUUCUUCUCGUACAGUUGAUACUUUGAAUGGUGAUGUGACCUCUAAUGGGGUUUCUCCUCAUGAUCCUCCAUCUUUUGCUACUUCAGCUAAUGUACAAUCACCAAAUCCACCUGAUGCAUCAGAGCCAACUGUGCCGAGCAUGAUUGAAUCUGAUCCUAACACAGUCGGUUACCAGGACAAUGGCCUUCCAGCUCCUGCUCAGGUUGUAGUGGAGAACACUCCUGUGGGAUCUGGGAGGCUACUUUGCAAUUGGCCUGAGUUUUGGCGAGCUUUUAGUCUGGAUCACAAUCGUGCAGAUUUAAUAUGGAAUGAGCGAACUAGGCAGGAGCUAAGGGAGGCUUUGCAGGCUGAAGUUCACAAAUUGGACGUUGAGAAAGAACGCACAGAAGAUAUUGUCCCAGGAGGUGCGACAAUAGAACUUUUGACGGGGCAAGAGAGUGUACCUCAAAUAUCAUGGAAUUAUUCCGAGUUCUUAGUUAGUUAUCCUAGCUUAUCCAAGGAAGUUUGCGUGGGUCAAUAUUAUUUACGAUUGCUGCUUGACAGCAGCACCAAUGGCAGGGCACAAGAUUUUCCUCUGCGUGACCCUGUUGCUUUCUUUAGGGCUCUGUAUCAUAGGUUCUUAUGUGAUGCAGACAUAGGACUUACUGUUGAUGGUGCUAUUCCUGAUGAAUUGGGUUCAUCCGAUGAUUGGUGUGACAUGGGAAGAUUGGAUGGCUUCGGAGGAGGUGGCGGCUCUUCAGUUAGAGAGCUUUGUGCUAGGGCGAUGGCAAUUGUUUAUGAGCAGCAUCACAAAACAAUAGGCCCUUUUGAGGGCACAGCCCAUGUUACUGUACUCUUAGACAGGACUGAUGAUAGAGCAUUGAGGCAUCGCCUGCUGCUGCUACUGAAGGUUCUAAUGAAGGUUUUAUCAAAUGUUGAGGCUUCUGUCUUGGUUGGUGGGUGCGUGUUGGCUGUUGAUCUGUUGACAGCCGUUCAUGAAGCAUCAGAAAGGACUGCGAUCCCUCUGCAGUCAAACCUGAUAGCUGCUACUGCAUUUAUGGAACCACUGAAGGAAUGGAUGUUUAUGGACAAAGAUGGUGUACAAGUUGGACCUCUGGAGAAGGAUGCUAUUAGAAGGUUUUGGUCAAAGAAAACAAUUGAUUGGACGACUAGGUGUUGGGCUUCUGGUAUGCUUGACUGGAAAAGAUUGCGUGAUAUUCGUGAACUGCGAUGGGCGUUAGCUAUUCGGGUUCCAGUUCUCACCCCAGCUCAGAUAGGAGAUGCAGCAUUGUCCAUAUUGCACAGCAUGGUGUCCGCUCAUUCUGAUAUAGAUGAUGCUGGAGAAUUAGUCACGCCAACCCCCAGAGUGAAACGGAUCCUGUCAAGUCCGCGCUGCCUCCCGCACAUUGCGCAGGCAAUGCUUUCCGGUGAACCAAGUAUUGUGGAGAGUGCUGCGGCAUUGCUGAAGGCUAUUGUUACAAGAAAUCCCAAAGCUAUGAUACGGCUAUAUAGCACAGGCACCUUUUAUUUUGCCCUUGCAUACCCUGGAUCUAACCUUCUUUCAAUUGCACACCUCUUCUCAGUAACUCAUGUCCAUCAAGCAUUUCAUGGAGGUGAAGAAGCUGCAGUUUCUUCGUCUUUGCCACUGGCAAAACGGAGUGUCCUUGGUGGGCUCCUUCCAGAAUCAUUGCUAUAUGUGUUGGAGCGGAGUGGUCCUGCUGCAUUUGCAGCUGCAAUGGUUUCUGAUUCUGAUACUCCAGAGAUCGUAUGGACCCACAAGAUGCGAGCAGAAAAUCUCAUUCGCCAGGUUUUGCAACAUCUUGGUGAUUUUCCCCAGAAAUUGUCUCAGCACUGUCAUUGUUUGUAUGAAUAUGCUCCUAUGCCACCUGUGACAUAUCCAGAGCUAAGAGAUGAGAUGUGGUGUCACCGAUAUUACCUUCGUAACUUGUGUGAUGAGAUCAGAUUCCCCAAUUGGCCAAUAGUUGAACAUGUCGAAUUUCUGCAGUCCUUACUUGUAAUGUGGCGUGAAGAGCUCACAAGAAGACCUAUGGAUCUUUCUGAAGAAGAAGCUUGCAAAAUUCUGGAGAUUUCCCCAGAAGAUAUAUCAAGUGAUGAAGCUGACAAGGAUGUUUCUAUAGAUACAUUUGAGGAGAUAGCAAGUAUUUCCAAGCAAAUUGAGAAAAUCGAUGAAGAAAAGCUGAAGAGACAAUAUAGGAAGCUUGCAAUGAAAUAUCACCCUGAUAAAAAUCCUGAAGGAAGAGAGAAGUUUCUUGCUGUGCAAAAAGCUUACGAACGUCUCCAGGCCACAAUUCAAGGGUUGCAAGGUCCCCAGACUUGGAGGUUGCUGCUUCUACUGAAAGGACAGUGCAUUUUGUACCGACGAUAUGGUGAUGUGCUUGAACCUUUUAAAUAUGCUGGCUAUCCAAUGCUGCUAAAUGCUGUGACUGUGGACAAAGAUGACAACAAUUUCCUAUCUUCAGAAAGAGCACCUCUUCUUGUUGCUGCAUCAGAGCUUCUGUGGCUGACGUGUGCAUCAUCUUCUCUGAAUGGUGAAGAGCUCGUAAGGGAUGAUGGUAUACAGCUACUUGCAAAUCUUCUAUCUCGAUGCAUGUGCGUCGUUCAGCCAACUACUCCAGCAAGUGAACCAUCUGCAGUCAUUGUGACUAAUGUGAUGCGGACAUUUGCUGUCUUAAGCAAGUUUGAAAGUGCCAGGGUAGAGAUGCUUGAGUUUUCUGGUUUAGUCGACGACAUUGUGCACUGCACUGAACUUGAGCUUGUACCUGGUGCUGUGGAUGCUUCCCUGCAGACUAUUGCCCAUGUUUGUGUAUCCUCUGAAUUGCAGGAUGCGUUGUUGAAGGCUGGUGUGUUGUGGUACCUUGUGCCCUUGUUGCUUCAGUAUGACUCAACUGCAGAGGAAUCUGGUGCAAAUGAGUCACCUGGGGUUGGUGCUAGUGUUCAAAUUGCUAAGAAUUCACAUGCUCUUCGAGCAGCCCAGGCCUUAUCCAAGCUAAGUGGUUUGUGUAUUGAUGGGAGCUCAACACCUUAUAAUCAAGAUGCAGCUGAUGCUCUCAGAGCUUUGUUUACUCCUAAACUUGCCAGCUUGUUGAAGGAUCAUGUCCCUAAAGAUCUACUAUCCCGCUUGAACUCAAACCUUGAGUCUCCGGAAAUCAUAUGGAAUUCAUCAACCCGAGCAGAAUUAUUGAAGUUUGUGGACCAACAACGUGCAGCCCAAGGACCAGAUGGUACAUAUGAUCUGAAGGAAUCACAUGGGUUUGCUUAUAAAGCACUAUCAAAGGAACUCUAUGUUGGCCAAGUGUAUUUGAGAGUGUACAAUGACCAACCGGAUUCUGAGAUUAGUGAGCCAGAAGCUUUCUGUGUUGCUUUAGUUGAGUUUAUAUCGUCUCUUGUGCACAAUGAAUAUCCUAUAGAUACAUAUCUUCCGAGUAAUGGUAACCAGAGUGAACUGGUGCCCGAAACAUUUGAGUUUCAAGGUGACAAAACUGAUGGAUUAGGUGAUGGGCAACAUGUGCCUCUUGAAUCUGCAGUAGCAUCUGAGGGGCAUGUAGCAGAGAAGGAAGAAUUUCCCCUAAUCAAGAAUCUUCGGUUUGGAUUAAUCUCACUUCAGAACCUGCUCACAAGCAAUCCUAAUCUAGCAUCAAUACUCUCUUCAAAAGAAAAGCUCGUGCCGAUCUUCGAGUGCUUUUCUGUGCCUGAAGUAUCUGAAAGCAACAUCCCUCAGCUUUGCUUGAGUGUAUUGUCACUAUUGACUACUUAUGCCCCCUGCUUGGAGGCCAUGGUGGCAGAUGUCUCUGGCAUCCUCCUAUUAUUUCAGAUGCUUCAUGCUUCCCCCAAAUGCCGUGAGGGGGCUCUCCAUGUUCUUUAUGCAUUGGCAAGCACACCAGAGCUUGCAUGGGCAGCUGCCAAGCAUGGUGGAGUGGUCUACAUUCUUGAGCUUCUUUUGCCAAGACAAGAAGAAAUCCCAUUGCAGCAAAGAGCCUCGGCAGCCUCUCUGUUGGGAAAGCUCCUUGGGCAGCCAAUGCAUGGUCCUCGAGUUGCUAUUACCCUAGGGAGAUUUCUCCCAGAUGGCCUUGUAUCAGUUGUUAGGGAUGGACCGGGUGAGGCUGUGGUGUCUGCCCUUGAACAAACUACGGAGACUCCAGAACUUGUAUGGACACCCGCAAUGGCCACUUCUUUAUCAGCUCAAAUAGCAACCAUGGCAUCGGACCUUUAUCGUGAACAGAUGAAAGGACGUGUGGUUGAUUGGGAUGUGCCUGAACAGACACCUGCCCAGCAGGAAAUGAGAGAUGAACCACAGGUGGGUGGAAUAUAUGUUAGGCUUUUCCUGAAAGAUCCCAAGUUUCCCCUUAGGAACCCAAAGAGAUUUUUGGAAGGACUGCUCGAUCAGUAUUUGUCAUCAAUUGCAGCUACACAUUACGAUGCACAAGCUGUGGACCCUGAGCUUCCGAUGCUGUUAUCAGCUGCUUUGGUUUCCUUACUGCGAGUUCACCCUGCACUAGCUGAUCAUGUUGGUUAUCUUGGAUAUGUGCCAAAGCUUGUUGCUGCAGUUGCCUAUGAGGGGAGACGAGAAACAAUGUCAUCAGCAGGGUUGAAUGCUGGAAGCUCCGCAGAUAGAACAGAUGAAUCGGAGGAUGGAGCCCAACCUACCCAAACUCCUCAAGAACGUGUACGUCUUAGUUGCUUACGCGUUCUACAUCAACUUGCAUCCAGUACUACUUGUGCAGAAGCAAUGGCAGCGACUAGUGUUGGAACACCUCAGGUUGUUCCUCUUCUAAUGAAAGCCAUAGGAUGGCAAGGGGGAAGCAUAUUAGCACUUGAGACCUUAAAGCGUGUUGUUGGUGCUGGAAAUAGGGCCAGGGAUGCACUUGUUGCGCAAGGACUCAAGGUUGGCCUUGUUGAGGUACUUCUCGGGCUUCUUGAUUGGAGAGCUGGAGGCAGAAAUGGGCUUUGCUCGCAAAUGAAGUGGAAUGAGUCUGAGGCAUCUAUUGGUAGAGUGCUGGCAAUCGAGGUACUGCAUGCAUUCGCAACGGAAGGUGCCCACUGUAAUAGGGUCCGUGAAAUACUAGAUUCCUCUGAUGUUUGGAGCGCGUACAAAGAUCAGAAACAUGACCUUUUCCUCCCUUCAAAUGCUCAAUCUGCCGCUGCCGGAGUUGCUGGUCUAAUUGAGCAUUCUUCAUCCCGGCUUACUUAUGCACUAACUGCUCCCCCACCACAAGCUUCUAAACCCCCAAGUGCAGCAGCAGCUGGUUCAAAUGGAGAACAACACUUUUUUCAGAGUUAAAGGGAAGCAAGAGGUUUCCUAGCCACACUAUACGGUACUUUAGCACAGUGUACAGUUUGAUCGUUCUUUUUCCUAUUUUUUCUUUUUUUCCCCCUUUUUCUUCUCUCCAUCUCGGGGUAGACGGCAUGCCGUUUGCGGAUUUUUUUUUAAUAUUUUAAAUGAGGAAAGCUUUUCAUUUUUUUAGUGUAAAAAGGUGCUUGAAUCUUUCUGUACAUUGAGUUUUCCUUUUUCUCCUUUUUGCUUAUUUUCUUAAAUAGCUGAGUUGAUCAUGUGUAUAUAUGCUGUAAAAAUAUUUCUUGAUUAAAGUAUUUAGUUGAUUCUAUAUUUUA
This is a messenger RNA of Rhodamnia argentea, 8533 nucleotides long. Its product is annotated as dnaJ homolog subfamily C GRV2. Gene Ontology annotation, cellular component: endosome membrane. The transcript has 22 exons. Gene Ontology annotation, biological process: regulation of early endosome to late endosome transport; receptor-mediated endocytosis; endosome organization. The record is from RefSeq and is a predicted model, not a curated record. The coding region runs from base 453 to 8204 and encodes 2583 amino acids. Lineage: Eukaryota; Viridiplantae; Streptophyta; Magnoliopsida; Myrtales; Myrtaceae.